GAAACUGCGUGCGCAACCGUCGACAUCUUUGAAACUCGGAGGAGGUGUGUGCAGACGCCGCCGGUGUACGAGUCUUUAAAAGAAAUUACUUUGAUUUAGUUAGUUUUGUGAAAUAAAUUAAGCACCCCGAGCAUGGCGAACCGAAAUAUGCAACAAACGAACAUGAUAAGUAGCAAUUCUCCUCAGGCGGCUAAACGCGGCACCGACUCCCCGGCCGCGGAGCAGACACCGGCCAACAAAGACAGUCCAGCCCCGCCGCCUCAGCAGUCUCCUGCGGCAGAACAGCCUGAAGGAACCGGGGAAGGAAGCAGCGAAGCUCCGGCAGAAAUGACUCUGGACAUUACGAGCUUUAGGAAGCCCGGCGAGAAGACGUUUACCCAACGGUCCAGGCUGUUUGUCGGAAGUCUCCCGGUGGAUAUCACCGAGGAGGAGUUCAAGAACAUGUUUGCUAAAUACGGAGACGUUAACGAGGUGUUUAUCAACAGAGACCGGGGCUUCGGCUUCAUCCGUCUGGAAACCCGGACGCUGGCAGAGAUCGCUAAAGCCGAGCUGGAUGGGACUAUGCUGAAUAAUCGACCUGUCAGAGUUCGCUUUGCCACACAUGGUGCUGCACUCAAAGUGCGCAAUCUGUUGCCUGCAGUAACAAAUGAACUGCUGGAACAGGCGUUUUCUCAGUUCGGACCAGUGGAACGGGCUGUUGUUGUGGCAGAUGACCGUGGUCGUCCCACUGGGAGAGGCAUUGUGGAGUUUGCAAACAAAGUAGCUGCUCGUAAAGCCCUGGAGCGCUGCACUGAGGGAGCGCUGCUGCUCACCACCACACCUUGUCCAGCAAUUGUGGAGCCCUCAGAGCAGUUUGAUGAUGAGGAUGGGCUGCCGGAAAAAUUGCUGCAGAAAACUCCUAAAUACUAUAAGGAAAGAGAGCAGCCGCCACGUUUUGCCCAACCGGGGACAUUUGAAUUUGAAUACUCGUCUCGCUGGAAAGCUCUCGAUGAGAUGGAGAAACAGCAACGAGAGCAGGUGGACAAGAACAUUAAAGAGGCCAAAGAGAAAUUAGAGGCAGAGCUGGAGUCGGCAAAACAUGAACAUCAACUCAUGUUAAUGCGACAAGAUCUAAUGAGACGUCAGGAGGAGUUGAGGAGACUGGAGGAGCUUCGGAACCAGGAGCUGCAGAGACGAAAGCAGAUGGAGAUGAGACACGAGGAGGAGAGGAGGAGGAGAGAGGAGGAGAUAAUGAGACACAGAGAGCAGGAGGACCUGAGGCGCCAACCAGAAGGCUUCAAACAAAACUACAUGGAAAAUAGAGAACAGGAAAUGAGAGUGGGUGAUCUGGGCCCUCGUGGAGCCAUUAAUAUGGGAGAUGGCUUUAACCAGGCCUCUGCCGGGCCCAGUGCUAACCAGGGUCAAAUGAUGGGCAUGAGUGGAAGGGGAGGAGCCAUUGGCCCAGAGGGAACAGCAAAUAUGGGGACACCAUUGAUGGCAGAGAAUGGAGCCAUGCGAACUGAUAGAUACUUGCAGGGUGGAUCAGUGGGCGGCCGACCAGAGGUUGAGUCCCCUAAACAACAACAACAACAGCAGCAACAACAGCAACAACAGCAGCAGCCACCAUUGGGCCCCCAAGUUGGAGCAGCUCCAGGAUUUGGCAGGGGCAAUCCAGUAGGGGGCAUCUUUGAUGGGCCAAAUAACAAACGCCGGAGAUACUAACUUGUCACGGUUCUCUUGGAUCUUUGUUUCCGCCCCAGACAGAUCUUUUUUUCUGUUUUUACAUUGACUCAGUCGUUGACCUACUGCCGCUCCUGUCACUUGGAUAUGUUCGCUGAAAAAUUGAUAUUUUUUUUUGUCUUGGGGGACAUUUACUUUGUGAUUGAUAAAAUUACAGAACAAUGCUUUGUAUCUAAACUUAUCUGCUGUGUUUAUGCAGAUCUUUUGCAGAAUGUUUCUCCUCUCUGUGGUCUGAAUGAAACAUUUUUGUGCGUGUGUGCUGAAUAUGGAGUGCGAAGUGUAAGAAUUCAUGUGGAGGGCGCACAACUUUGCGGUUACUAUGGUUGCUAUUGUGUGGGAUACACUUUAUUUAGCUGCUCUAAGGGAGUGUUAAGGUGGAAAAUAAAGGUUCCAUGAUUCUCAAUGCAAGAUUUGAUAGUAAUUAAAUGAAUGUACACGACAGUUCAAAUGUUUGGGGUCACCCCGGCAAUCUGAUGUUUUCCAUCAAAAGUCACACUUUUCAUGUGCUAACAUAAUUGCACAAGGGUUUUCUAAUCAUUAGUUAGCCAUUAGCUAACACAAUGUAGCAUUAGAACACAGGAGUGAUGGCUGCUGGAAAUGUUCCUCUGCACCCCUAUGGAGAUAUUCCAUUAAAAAUUUCCAGCUAGAAUAGACAUUUAGCACAUUAAAAAUGUCUAGAUUGUAUUUCUGGUUCAUUUAAUGUUAUCUUUAUUGUAAUAAAACUGCUUUUCUUUCAGAAAUAAGGACAUUUCUAUGUGACCCCAAACUUUUGAACGGUGUGUAUUUUGAUGUCAACUCUUUGUUAUAAAAAUCAAACUAUGCACACAGUGUACUCACAUUGGACUGCCAAACGCUUUGGCAGACUGGAUGCUGAUGACGGGAGUCUAAUAACAGAAGCAGAUCCCGGCUCGUGUUAUGAGCUGUUGCUAUGUUAAUCUAAACAAGUCAACGUUAGCCUCUGUGAAUGUUGUGUGAAACUUUACUACAACAGAUGUUUCAAUUCGACGAUUCACAAUAUCAGAGUUCUACGUUCAGCUUGGUUUCUGUAGACGGACAGUUAAGUUCGAGGUGUUUCCUCUUUUACUGCUCAACGACACGGUUUUCAUUUUUGGCUGAUCAUGGGACUCUAAUGCACAAUAUCUCCAUCCACAACUUGUGUUUUUCCACUAGUUGAACUGUACAACAUUUAUGGCCCCUACAUUACUGUAAAAAAAAAAACAAAAAAACAUCAUGUUCAAUGAAUUUUGACACCAGCUUUGUUCCAAGGUGUUGGUUCUUGUGAAAUCUCUUCCUCUUAGUGCUGAAAAUAGUCAAACGAUAAGCAAAUUCCUGAACCCUCCUAAAGUUCAGUCUUAGUCAUGAUACCUGGAUUUAUAAUUUCCUCCUGUUGCAUUUGACUGUAAUCUUCCCUUUCCACGUUCUCUGAGACUUUGCUAAUUAGAUGUCGAGACUGUUAGAGAGUGAAUGCUUCUGCAGCUUUGGUGCAUCCUGUACUCGAUGGUCAAGAGAAAUAAAACAUUUGUAGGACGUUG
Messenger RNA from Acanthochromis polyacanthus (spiny chromis), 3251 nucleotides. It is a transcript of the gene pspc1, whose product is annotated as paraspeckle component 1. Gene Ontology annotation, biological process: regulation of DNA-templated transcription. The coding region runs from base 133 to 1701 and encodes 522 amino acids. The transcript is spliced from 10 exons. NCBI's taxonomy places the organism in Eukaryota, Metazoa, Chordata, Actinopteri, Pomacentridae. The record is from RefSeq and is a predicted model, not a curated record. Gene Ontology annotation, molecular function: RNA binding. Gene Ontology annotation, cellular component: nucleus.